AUGGCUGAAGAUCAAGAGCAACGCUUUUUCUUUCCUCAGGCCACAUACCCUAUAGUGCCUCAGGUGGCUUCUCUCCUCCCAUUAAGUUAUCCUCUAAUAGCUUCUCCUGAAACCGUUGAAGAAAAUGCUCCGAAAUUUAAAUAUUCCAGAGUAUGGGAUAAGAGAAAAAUCCAAACCCUUUACUCACUAGCAAACGAGCUCUGCAGCCAAAUGGGGAAAAGCUUAAACGAGCUCGAUAUAUCUGAUUUUACAGAAAUUUCAUUAAAAAUCAAUCAGGAUCCUUAUAAAUGUAUGAUGAAGUUGCGGGAAAUUAUGAUGAGUGGCACCUUAAAACCUGGAAUAUGGUCUCAAGCGGAAGAUGAAAAAUUGGAGUCUCUGAUCGCUUCAGGAAUGAAAAAAUGGGGUGAAAUUGCAAAUAUAUUGAAUAAAGAAAUUCACCAGGAUUUAAAAAUACGCACAGGAAAGCAAGCAAAAGAAAGAUGAAAUAAUCAUUUGAACCCAGAAAUAGACCGUGGACCUUGAACUCUUCACCAAGAUAAAGCACUUCUGGACGCUUACAAAACUUUUGGCAAUAAAUGAACCCUCAUAGUAAAAGCAAUACCAAAUAGAACUGAAAGUGCUGUCAAAAAUCGUGUGAAAUCGCUGAUGAAUAAAGCUAAGCAGGACUUAAAAAACAUAGGAAACAGGGAUAAUUUGCUAGACCUUCUUUUAGAUAAAAUCAAUGCCUCAAUUUUUGAUUCAGACAGUAUAACCCCAGAUUCACAAAUUAAAGAAAAAAUCACAGAUUAA
Molecule: messenger RNA, 789 nt
Organism: Blepharisma stoltei
Lineage: Eukaryota; Ciliophora; Heterotrichea; Heterotrichida; Blepharismidae
Source: the annotation of a GenBank genome assembly